AUGGAAUUUUGGAAAUAUUUAAAAUUACUUAUCUCAAUUUUGUUGAUUAAUGGUGUAUCCAUUGGUCAGGGUGCCAAAAUAUUGGCCAUAUUUCCAUUUCCUGGCCCAUCACAAUAUUUGGUGGUACAACCUUAUUUAAAAACCUUAGCUGCAAGGGGCCACGAAGUCACGGUUAUCAGUGCCUUUCCACAGAAAAAGCCAUUGGAGAAUUAUCGGGACAUUGAGGUACCCGAAGUUUUAAAAUAUGUUGGAGAUUUAUUUAGCUAUGCCGAUCUUCGUAUGAAUAAAUUCAAAGAAAUUUUGGGGUUUUCUUGGUAUUACAGUUCAAUCGUUAAAGAUGUAAUGGAAAACGAAAAUGUCCAGAAGCUGCUAAAAUCUCCCGAAGAACAUUUCGAUUUAGUUAUUGUGGAGACAUUGCAAACAGAUGUUUUAUAUGGCUUUGCUGAGCAUUUUAAGGCCUCGCUAAUUGGCUUCUCUUCAUAUGGGACAGACCCCUACAUAGAUGCCUUGGUGGACAAUAUAUCCCCAUUGGCCUAUACACCUUUGUUCAGUGGUAAUUCCAUGGAACGUAUGGACUUUUGGCAACGUUUGGAAAAUAUGUGGCAUAACAUACUCAUGUUAUUGCAUCGAGUUUUAAUACACAACCCUCUACAUGAUAGCUUAUAUCGUCAAUAUUUUCCCAAUGCCACAAAAUCCCUGGAGGAAUUACGGCAAAAUAUCUCCUUGAUAUUAUUAAAUCAACAUUACAGUCUAAGCUUUCCGAGACCCUAUGUGACCAACAUGAUAGAGGUAGGGGGUUUUCAUUUGCAACACAAGCCACAGCCAUUACCCAAAGACAUUUAUGACUUCCUCAGCAAUUCUACACAAGAUGUUAUUUAUUUUUCCAUGGGUUCGAAUAUCAGAAGUGAACAUUUUCCCGAACCCAUUCGAAAAGUGAUAUUGCAAACAUUUUCCCAGCUACCCUAUAAAAUAUUAUGGAAAUUUGAAAACCCCUCUCUGAUGGCGAAUAAACCCCCGAAUGUUUUCAUUAACAAAUGGUUUCCCCAGGGUGAUAUUUUGCAACAUCCCAAAGUGAAAUUGUUUAUAAGUCACGGUGGCCUGUUAAGUCUUACCGAGUCGAUUUAUUGUGGUAAACCCAUUCUGGGUAUGCCCAUAUUUUUCGAUCAGCAUCGUAACAUCCAAAGGGCCAAGCAGUAUGGUUUUGCACUUGCCAUCGAUUAUGCGACACUGAAUACCACUGGGUUUACAACAAGUAUUCGGGAAAUAAUGGAAAAUCCAAAAUAUCUGCAAAGGGCCCAAGAAAUAUCAUUACGUUAUCGAGAUCAGCCUAUGGAUCCAUUGGAAAAAGCCAUCUAUUGGACGGAAUUUGUCAUUAGACAUCGUGGAGCUCCAUUCCUUAGAUCUCCGGCGCAAUAUUUGAACUUUUGGCAAAAACAUAGUUGGGAUUGUGCGGGAUUUUUAUUGAUUUGCGGACUACUGGGGGUGAUUGUUUGUGUCUUUGGUUUUGUUAAAUUUUUAAGCCUAAUAUAUUUUUUGAAAAAUAUCUUGACGAAUAGAAAACAGAAAAGUGAAUAA
Messenger RNA from Musca vetustissima, 1575 nucleotides. Its product is annotated as UDP-glucosyltransferase 2-like. The transcript has 2 exons. Bases 1 to 1575 code for a protein of 524 amino acids. The record is from RefSeq and is a predicted model, not a curated record. NCBI's taxonomy places the organism in Eukaryota, Metazoa, Arthropoda, Insecta, Diptera, Muscidae. Gene Ontology annotation, molecular function: UDP-glycosyltransferase activity.